Molecule: messenger RNA, 3186 nt
Organism: Tachysurus vachellii
Lineage: Eukaryota; Metazoa; Chordata; Actinopteri; Siluriformes; Bagridae
Gene: sel1l
Product: SEL1L adaptor subunit of SYVN1 ubiquitin ligase
Exons: 21
Coding region: 410-2770 (786 amino acids)
Biological process (GO): ERAD pathway
Cellular component (GO): endoplasmic reticulum membrane
Molecular function (GO): protein binding
Source: RefSeq, a predicted model, not a curated record
UGAAUACGGGUGGAGGGAAAGCUGACGGUUCGAUACUCGAGCUGUACACAAAUGAGCAGUUUUGAACGUUAAGCUGAUUCGAGCUAAAUUCCGCUACGUUUGUAAAGUGCGUGAGGGAAAAUAAUAAUAAUAACAACAACAAUAAUAAUAACAAUAACGGCGCGUUUAAUGCAAGGCUUUUGGAGAUAAAUACAGAGAUUUCUUUGCGAUAGCUUUAUGCUAAUGUUUAGUUAGCAUGCUAAUGUUGCUAACUAGCUGUAGUAACGCUUGCUAGCUGCUCAGAAUGGAUUUACACCUGGAUUACAGUCUUAUUAGCUAUCUAGCUAUGUGUGUGUUAGUUAGUUAGUAUUCUAGUUAUUUACUUCUCUGGUUAUUUACACUAAAACUUAUUGUCCAUAAAAAAAGCAGGAUGUAUUUUAUACAAAACAGCUGCUUUCUCCUGCUGCUGUGUUCAGUCUUCAGCCUUAAAGUGACAGCUGACGUGGAACCGGAAGUGGGUGAUGUCCAGGAGACCAGUCCAUCUCAGUAUUCACCUGAUGAGAAGAGUGACAAUGAUGAGAUUGUCGUGACUGGACACUUGGUUUCUCCCGAGGAAGCGGCUGAGAUGGAGGCUGAGCUUCGGCGUGAGGAGAGAGAACGAGGAGAGGAGGGCGAACAUGAGGAGAUCCAGAAGGAGGACCUUCCAAACCAACCUGCUCCUGUGGUCACAAAGCCCAGGGAGGUUCCUGUGGUGAUAGGUGGCACAGCCUCCGGGGAGCCGUGCCUGUUUCCCUUCCUGUUCAUGGGUAAGGAGUACUCGGACUGUACCACUGAGGGCAGAGGGGACGGCCGUCUGUGGUGCGCCACCACCUACGACUACGACCAUGACAAGAAAUGGGGCUUCUGUGAAACGGAGGAGCAGGCGGAGCAGCGCAGGCUGGCGGAGGAGGCGGAGGAACAGUACCAACACACACUCAGACUCCUGAACACCACCAGCAGAAGGAGUCAGAAGAGAGAGUUGUAUGAGAAGCUGGUGAAGGUGGCAGCGAUGGGUCACACCAAGGCCAUGGAGAAGGUGGGCUACGCCCUGCUGUUUGGGGAUUAUCUGCCUCAGAACAUUCAGGAAGCCAGGGAGAUCUUCGAGAAGCUGGCGCUCGAAGGCUCGCCCAAAUCUCAGACGGCUCUGGGGUUCCUCUACGCAGCUGGAUUAGGAGUGAACUCCAGUCAAGCUAAAGCGUUGGUGUAUUAUACAUUUGGAGCUCUAGGAGGAAACCUGCUGGCACACAUGAUCCUGGGUUACAGGUACUGGGGAGGUGUGGGGGUUCCUCAGAGCUGUGAAUCUGCCCUCACUCACUACAGACUGGUAGCCAAUCAUGUGGCCAGUGAUGUGUCACUGACUGGGGGCAGUGCCGUGCAGAGGAUCAGGCUGCUGGAUGAGUUGGAGAACCCUGGUUCUCCCAGUGGUAUGCUGGAGGAGGAUCUGAUCCAAUACUACCAGUUUCUGGCUGAAAAGGGGGACGUCCAGGCGCAGGUGGGUUUGGGGCAGUUACACUUACACGGAGGUCGAGGAGUGGAGCAGAAUCAUCAGAGAGCUUAUGAGUACUUUAAUCAGGCUGCUAAUGCAGGAAACACACAUGCUAUGGCUUUCCUUGGAAAGAUGUAUUCAGAGGGCAGUGAGUUUUUACCUCAGAACAAUGAGACAGCGCUGCAUUAUUUUAAGAAGGCCUCAGAGCAGGGGAACCCAGUGGGUCAGAGUGGACUUGGUAUGGCCUACCUGUACGGUAGAGGUGUUCCUGUGAACUAUGAGCUGGCACUCAAGUACUUCCAGAAAGCUGCGGAGCAAGGCUGGGUAGAUGGACAACUACAACUGGGAACUAUGUACUACAAUGGUAUCGGAGUGAAGCGUGACUAUAAACAGGCUCUGAAGUUCUUUAACCUGGCGUCUCAGGCAGGUCACAUCCUGGCCUUCUAUAACCUGGCUCAGAUGCACGCUACAGGAACCGGAGUGAUGCGUUCCUGUCACACGGCCGUGGAGCUGUUUAAGAACGUGUGUGAGCGCGGCCGUUGGUCAGAGAGGCUGAUGAGUGCUUAUGGAAGCUUUAAGGAGGGAGACAUCGACUCUGCUCUGGUUCAGUAUCUGCUCCUGGCUGAACAGGGCUACGAGGUGGCACAGAGUAACGUGGCCUUCAUCCUCGACCAGAAGCAGUCCCAGAUCUUCAGUGAAAAUGAAACCUACCCUCGAGCUCUCCUUCACUGGACCAGAGCAGCAGCACAAGGUUACACAGUGGCCAGGAUCAAGCUGGGUGAUUAUCAUUUCUAUGGUUACGGCACCGACGUGGACUACGAGACAGCGGUGAUCCACUACAGACUGGCGUCGGAGCAGCAGCACAGCGCACAGGCCAUGUUCAACCUGGGAUACAUGCAUGAGAAAGGCCUUGGCAUUAAACAGGACAUCCAUCUGGCUAAACGUUUCUAUGACAUGGCUGCAGAGGCGAGUCCUGAUGCCCAGGUGCCCGUGUUCCUCGCCUUGUGUAAACUGGGACUCCUUUACACUCUGCAGUACCUCCAAGAGCUGAACCUGAAGGAACUUCUCUCUCAGAUGGAUCUGGACCAGUUGCUGGGUCCAGAGUGGGAUCUUUACCUCAUGACCGUGAUCGCUCUGCUCUUGGGUACAGUCAUUGCGUACAGACAGAGACAGCACCAACCCGUACCGAGAGCUCCGCCCGCCGCACCGAGACCCGCCCCCCAGCCAGAGCAGGGUGGCCCCGCCCCUGAAGCCGACCGCGAUUAAAGUUCUACAGAGAACGCAAUGAAUAAACACUCGUGUGAAACCUGAGACUGGGAGGAGGGCAGGGCCUGAGCCGCUCGCUCCAACCACACCAGUAUUAGAUAAAGGGACAGACCACUCCCAUGAUGUUCAUCGGGGGUGACACGCGUGCACACACACACACACACCAUGCGCUUAUAAGUUGGACUUGGCUUUAAUGCGCACGGCUCAGGGUUUAAUAAACUGAGGUGAACUCAGCUGGGUGUGUGCAGAAUAGUGCGCACUCUUCAGGGGUAAAAUAUGGUACUUUUGGGCCCCAAGGACCUGCUGUGUUCUCCUCUUUAACAUGGUUCUGAUAAAAGUACCCUGUCCCACUUUUUCUAAGGUUAAAUAAGAAGUGUAACACACUGGAAAUCAUUAAAAACAACAAUAAAUCACAA